GAGAGAGAGAGAGAGAGUCACUGGGCGAGCAGGAGUGUUUUCAUAACGAGGAAUUAGAAUGGACCUUGAAGGAGUUCCUCCUCCAGUGAUCGAGGACUCCAGCCUCACAGGCUGGGUUUCAAUCGGCUCCGGGGGGUUUGGAGAAAUCUACAAAGCCAGGCAUAAGGGGUGGUGCUCCGACGUGGCCAUUAAGCUGCUUCAUAACGAUGGCGGACAGACACACGAAAAAAGGAUCCAAGCUUUGCAGCAGGAGGUCCAAAUGAUGCUUCUGGGAAGCAGCGAGUAUGUUAUGCAGGUCCUCGGCGUCUUCAAUGGUCGACCACCGAACUCUGGACCCUCAGCCCAGCUGGGUCUGGUCAUGAAGUACAUGGAGAAAGGAACUCUGGAAUCCCUACAGAAAACUUUCGACAGAGUUCUACCGUUACCGCUGGUCUUCAGGCUGGCUCACCAGGUGGCUCUGGGGAUAAACUUCCUCCACAGCCUCUCCAAAGCUCUCCUCCACCUGGACCUGAAGCCCAGCAACGUGCUGCUGGACUCAGAUCUCAAUGUCAAGCUCACAGAUUUUGGCCUUUCUAAGCCUAGUCAGACUUGGGCUCAGGUUUCCAAGACGGAUAAAGUAGAUGGGGGAGGGACGAUCAACUACAUGCCACCGGAGGCUUUUGACAUAAAUUACAAACCUUCACGAGCCUUUGAUAUCUACAGCUUUGGUAUCCUGCUGUGGUCCAUCGCCACAGGGGAACAACCGUAUCCACAUGCACCCCCCAGCGUUGUGAUGCUCCUGAUCCCCAGGGGACAACGACCAUCGCUGGACAAGCUCACCGUCCGGGCUGCAGACCAGGCAGAGCUGAGUGGACUGAUGGAGCUCAUGAUAAGAUGCUGGGAGACCAGUCCCACCCAAAGACCCUCAUCCUUGGAAUGUACAAAGAUCACAGAGAAACUGUAUCAGACGCAGAAACGUGGAAUUAUUGAUGCCGUCCAUGAAGUGCUGAAGAAACUGGAGCAGAAGGAACAAGACAACCUGACCGAGGAUCUUCAGUGGCUUCGCGUCACUCCGGCCAAAGGGUCUCUCAGAGUUGAAGCGAUGAACAAUCGGGAUCAUGUGCUGACGGGACCUCCGCCCGUUCAGGAAGUGGCCCCUGGUAGGAGCCCAAAUCAAAGGGUCAAAGACCCGCUGGCCUCCCAACAAGCAAACGUGUGUGAUGGUGACUCGACCCGCUCGUCCACAGGCGACCAUGAACCCAAAGCUUCCUCCGUUCAGCCCAUCGGUGAAUCUCCGGCGCCUCCUUCCACCACGAGGUCGCCUCAGGCCAGCGCAGCUAAGAAUCCCCCUCAACCGUUCCAGGAAGUGGCCCCUCGGGGCGACCAUAAACCCAAAGCUUCCUCUGUUCAUCCCAUCGGUGAAUCGCCGACGCCUCCUUCCACCACGAGGUCACCUCAGGCCAGUGCAGCUAAGAAUCCCCAGAGGGAUUUUAGAUAUCCCCCUCAACCGUUCGAGCGUCAGUUUUCCAGCCCGACUCCUUCUUCUACGAUACAACCGACACAUAAUGUCUACAUCCACUGCAGCCACGUGACGGGAGUUCAGAUCGGCAACAACAACACCCUGUACAUCAACAAGGAGCCUUCAGAGAGGAGGCGACACCCAACAGCGCCCUCUCGUGUCAACCCCCCGUCACCGCAUCCAGGAAGCAGGAGGAACUAGUGAGGAGAAAAACAGGAGCCGAGUCCGACCAUGUGGUUUUUAACGAGCUGUAGUCAGCAGAUAUCCCCGGUGGCAGCGCCGGGCACCAUCAGGCGCCAAAACACGACUUAACGCCAGAAGGACCGUGAGUCACAAGAGGCCGAGUUAUAAUCCGACCUGUUCCCAAACAGUUCACGUGGUUUUAGCUGAAAUUCCAAAAAGUACAGAAGAAAACAAGAUCGAAGUCGAAAAUGUAAAGAAUAGAAUAUUUUUUCAAGAUCAAAGUCAAACUUAUGAGAAUAAAUCAAAACUACUGGAGUAUGACAUCUGGAGUAUGAUAUCUACAAAAUGUGUAGAUGAUCGCUGAAAUUGAGAUUCACAUUGAGGUAGAGAACAUGGCUGUCAGUCGCUUAAACCUUCAACUUCAUUAUCAGCAUUUCCACUUUAUUUUCCACUCAGAUUAAUCAACUGUACAGGACACGUGUGAUGGUUGAUGGAAAUCUCACGUUCAGUCUUUUCCCAGAUGGAAUCUCCAGCUCUUUAGUGGAGCAGAGGUUUUAGCUACAGGCCACAUUCAUUUGCACUGAAAUACAGAAUUGGAUUACCAACAUAUUUCUGCAUUGGUAUCAAUUUGCUAUCUUUUAUACUUGUGUGUCUUUUUGUGGAUUUAUCUUUACCCAGUUAAAUUUUGUAUUCUUAUUUUUUCAAAUGUGCAUUUUAAAUAAAAAUUCUAUGAAAAUCA
Messenger RNA from Limanda limanda (common dab), 2420 nucleotides. RefSeq names its product receptor-interacting serine/threonine-protein kinase 3-like. The record is from RefSeq and is a predicted model, not a curated record. The transcript is spliced from 15 exons. Gene Ontology annotation, molecular function: JUN kinase kinase kinase activity; ATP binding. NCBI's taxonomy places the organism in Eukaryota, Metazoa, Chordata, Actinopteri, Pleuronectiformes, Pleuronectidae. Bases 59 to 1699 code for a protein of 546 amino acids. Gene Ontology annotation, biological process: protein phosphorylation.